AUGUCUGGAAGCACGGGAGAACGUUCUUUUGCUGAUAUUAUUACCAGUAUUCGAUACUGGGUUAUUCAUAGCAUUACUAUACCUUCCCUAUUCAUUGUGGGUUGGUUAUUUGUCAGUACGGGUUUAGCUUAUGACGUGUUUGGAAAUCCUUGGCCAAACGAGUAUUUCACGGAAAGCCAACAAGGAAUUCCGUUAAUAACCGACCGUUUUGAUUCUUUAGAACAACUCAAUGAAUUUAUGCGAUGGCUGGCUAUUCAUGGACUAGCUGUACCUACUGUUUUUUUCUUGGGAUCAAUAUCAGCAAUGCAGUUCAUCCAACGAUAA
This is a messenger RNA of Triticum turgidum subsp. durum (durum wheat), 324 nucleotides long. The record is from the annotation of a GenBank genome assembly. NCBI's taxonomy places the organism in Eukaryota, Viridiplantae, Streptophyta, Magnoliopsida, Poales, Poaceae.